AGUCCCUACUCAAACAGCUUCUUUGUUUUGCAGCACAUGGUGAUGAGCUUUAGAGUGUCGGAACUCCAAGUGCUGCUGGGAUUCUCUGGCCGGAAUAAGACAGGCCGUAAACACGAGCUGCUGACCAAAGUGCUGUACAUGCUGAAGUCUGGCUGCAGUCCAGCUGUGCACAUGAAAAUCAAAGAGCUCUACAGGCGCCGCUUCCCACGCAAGAGCCACGCCACCAUGGAGUUGCCUUUACUGUCUGUCCAGAAUGCCGCAGCUCACCCCUCAGCCAGUGCGUCGCUGGCCCUCAGCAGCAACCCACAGCUUCACUACAGUACCUCUGCUGCCUCGGCCUUGGUGUCCCCACUGCUGUCUCCUCUCAGCAUGCUCACUCCCAAGCGAGAAUUAGAUUUACAACAUCUGUCGCCUCCAGUGCAUCCAGACGUCAAAAUGAGGAGACUGCCAUUUUAUGACAUCUAUGAUGAGCUGACCAAACCGACCACAUUAGUAUCAAGUAAUGGGCAGCGGUUUGAGGAAGCUGUUGUUACGUUUGCAUUGACCCCACAGCAAGUUCAACAGAUCUGCUCAUCCAGGUGAGAGUGUGAAAACCUUUCACCCAAA
Messenger RNA from Chiloscyllium plagiosum (whitespotted bambooshark), 606 nucleotides. The record is from RefSeq and is a predicted model, not a curated record. Lineage: Eukaryota; Metazoa; Chordata; Chondrichthyes; Orectolobiformes; Hemiscylliidae.